Molecule: messenger RNA, 2906 nt
Organism: Mangifera indica (mango)
Lineage: Eukaryota; Viridiplantae; Streptophyta; Magnoliopsida; Sapindales; Anacardiaceae
Product: receptor-like protein 15
Exons: 4
Coding region: 119-2851 (910 amino acids)
Molecular function (GO): protein binding
Source: RefSeq, a predicted model, not a curated record
GGGGAGAAGGCUAAAGAUUGUAGUGGUAGUGUUGGUGGUUUUGUUAAGGGGUUGGUCAUCGUGCGAUGGGUGUUUGGCAGGGGAGAAAUCUGCAAUCUUGCAACUCAGAUCUUGGUUCAUGGAUCCUUUUGUACCAGAAAGCUGGGUUGAGGGAAACUCUGACUGUUGUGAAUGGGAAAGGGUUGAGUGCAACAACAACACCGGCCGAGUCAUCAAACUCUCUCUUAACACUAUGACAGGUCUUCGUGGAGGCAAUUGGUAUCUUAAUUUCUCUUAUUUGUUUGCCUUUGAUGAUCUCGAGAGUCUUGAUUUAAGUAGCAACUCAAUAGUUGGCUUUGAAGGUGUUGAGAGACUGUCAUCAAGGCUAGGCAAAUUAACGAUCCUUGACUUGAGUUCUAAUAAGUUGAAUGAGACGAAUACUACUUUCCAAAUUUUGAGUGGGUUUUCAUCUCUUAAGUCUCUAAAUCUAGCUAGCAACCUACUGAGGGGAUCAAUACAAUUUACGGAUAUGCGUAAUUUGGAGACGCUUUACAUGGAUAUGAAUCCUCUCAAUGAGAGCUUUCUUCAAAGCAUGGGAACAUUAUCUUCUCUUAAAUAUCUGUCUUUGAGUGAAGCAUUAAAAGAUAUUGCCGCUUUACCAUCAGAAGGUUGGUGUGAUUUGAAGAACCUGGAAGAGCUAGAUCUCAGUAGAAAUGAAUUGGAGGGGACGAUUCCUUCAUGUUUAAGAAACAUGACUUUUCUGAAGCUAUUGGAUCUCUCCAACAAUCACUUCACUGGACAUAUUGCCUCAUCUCCCCUUCCUCAUCUCACAUCCCUCGUCUAUCUUUCACUUUCACAAAACAGGUUGCAAAUCCCAAAUUCAUUCCACUCAUUCGCAAACCACUCAAAUCUUAAGGUCAUUUUAGGUGAUGAGAAUGAACUGAUCCCAGAAACUUCUUUCCAGACAUGGCUUCCAAAGUUUCAAUUGAUAACCUUUAGUAUUUCCAAUUGUCGAGUUGGAGGACUCAAUAUAACAAUUCCUAGCUUCUUGAUCCACCAGAAUGACUUGCGAACUCUGGAUCUUUCCUACAUCAAUUUUGGGGGAAAUUUUCCAUCUUGGUUGUUAAAGAACAAUACCAAAAUGGAAAGACUUUUCUUAAGAAAUAACUCGUUUACAGGGCCUUUUCAUUUGCCAUCACUUCCCAAUCUUGAUAUUUACUUGAUAGAUAUAUAUAACAAUAAUUUCCAAGGUCAUAUUCCCGCAAAUAUAAGUUCAGUCUUUCCAAAUUUGAGGUAUAUAAUCAUGGCUUCAAACGAGUUUGAAGGUGAUAUUCCUCCUUCCUUGGGUCAUAUGACCUCUUUGGCGUUUUUAGACCUGUCGCACAAUCAACUAUCCGGAGGAAUACCACAGGGGAUGGCCAUGGAAAACAGUUCGUUAUGGGCUGUCAAACUCUCAUACAACAAUCUAAAUGGCCAAAUACUACCAACAAUUUUUAAUUCAACUCAAUUGCAAUAUUUCUAUGUGGAUGGAAACAACUUUGUGGGAAAUGUGCCAGACAUCUCAUCUAACAAAAUUUUAUCAUUCAUAGAUGUUAGUGAUAACUAUUUUUCAGGAGACCUUCCAAAAUGGAUUGGCAACUUGUCAAAUUUGAUUGGAAUUGAUUUUUCCAAUAAUCUCUUGGAGGGUUCGAUUCCGGUUGAAUUCUGCAAACUUGACGGCAUUGAAUUUUUGUAUCUUUCUGAGAACAAUCUUUCUGGCUCUAUACCAUCUUGCUUCAGCCCAAGAAGUGCAAGGCAUGUCCAUCUGUAUAAAAAUAGACUAGCCGGUCCAAUGACAAAUGCUUUCAACAACAGCUUAGCUUUAAUAACGUUGGAUCUCAGCUAUAAUGAAAUAACCGGCACCAUUCCAAGUUGGCUUGGAAACUUUCCAGCAUUGAGCAUCCUUCUCAUGAAAGCUAAUCGGUUUGGUGGCAACAAUAUCCAUCUUUUAUGCGGCUUGAAUCGAUUAACCCUAUUGGAUCUUUCUCAAAAUUAUCUCUCCGGUUCUAUACCUUCUUGUUUAAGUCAGUUACCAUUUGAAGAAUCACUUGAAAAAUCACGUACAACUGUCUUUACAAGAGGUUUUUUAUCACAAAGCAUGUCACUUGUUGCACUAAGGGAGAGCUUCAACUUGAAGAAGUUAUAUCCACCUCAUGAUUCGGAGUACUCUUAUUCUGUCUUGGAUGUACAAAACUUCGUAGAUUUUACAGCAAAGAGAGUGUCCCGCACUUACUUGGGUAAUAUUCUCAACUUAAUGAACGGCAUUGACCUUUCUGAAAACAGAUUAACAGGUGAAAUCCCCCGAGAAAUCGGAAACAUAACCAAGAUUCAUGCACUAAACUUGUCUCACAAUAGCAUCGCUGGAUCCAUUCCGGCAACGUUCUCGAAUCUAGAAGAGAUAGAGAGUUUAGAUCUUUCUUACAACAAACUGAAUGGAAAUAUCCCCCUUGAGCUGACUGAGUUGAACAAUCUAGCAGUCUUCAGUGUGGCGCAUAACAACUUGUCAGGUGCCACUCCAGAGAGGAAAGGCCAAUUUGGGACCUUUGAUGAAAGCAGUUACGAGGGAAAUCCAUAUCUCUGUGGAACUCCUUUGAAUAAAAGUUGCAGUGAAACUGAAUCACGACCAUCACUUCCAAAUGAUGAGAGUGAAGCUAGUGGUUUUAUAGAUAUGGAAUUUUUUUACGUCAGCUUUGCUGUGUCUUAUACAUCUGUGUUGCUGGCAAUCAUAGCAGUUUUGUGGAUAAACCCUCGUUGGCGACAGGCAUGGUUUUACUUCAUUGAAUCAUGCAUCAUUAUUAGCUACAUCUUUUGCAGAAAAAUUGUUAAAAAUUGAUGUAACUAUAUAAAUACAUAUUGCUAUGUGUUUCUAAAUGUUUAGUAAAUAUAGU